CAAGGUGUCACCGCGCGGUUGCUAAUCAGAUAUCGCCAGAUCCGAGGUACCGGCGAGUUUGGGGGCCGACUAUGGGUCCACCCAUACGACCUCCGCCCCCUGGUUACUGACAAAUACAGGGGGCUAUGGCUGUUUACCAGUGAUCGCUUCAUGGAUCUGGUACCAGCAUGAUGGAGCCUUACACGCAACUCUCCGUACCCUGUUCGGAUGAAAUACAUACAUGAACCAGGCCACAAGGUGGAGUUGACGCAUAUCGGAACCAUCUAGUACCGGGGUGGCUGUUUUGCCUGUUCGUUGCUGUCUCGAAUAAAUAUAAGCCUGUGUGUCCUCGGCUCGUCUUGCUCAAGGAGGAAGAGAGGAGAAUAUUCGUCCAAGCGUUUAUCAACACACGCAUGGCCCGUUGCUGAGGCUCUAACCAUCUAGUUUACUUGGCCUUCUUUAGUCGGCAGUCCCUCACUUCGAGUACACAGUAUACCUACCCUUUUUUUGUCGUUGUUGUAUCAGCAUCUACCCAUUCGAACAUACAUACACCCUAAUACCGGCCGAACCAUCAGUCAUCAUGGCUGCCGGCACACCAAAGUCGUCCGGGUCGUCGACGGCGACAGCCAUGGACAUCGAAUGUCAAAACACCCAAGUCAGCAAAGUCUCGCAUUGGUACCUCCUACUCAACCCCGGUGGAAUUACAGAUGCCGUCCGCAACCACCACUAUGAGGGCGAGGGCACACAUGAAAAGCCGUAUAUCGUCGACUACCUCCCCGUUGACGGACACAACGCCAUGCAAUAUCCCAAAUGGAAGAAGUGGACCAUUACCAUCCUACAGGCCGUCGCCACCUUGGCCGUGGCCUUUGUCAGUACCGCCUUUUCUGGAGGCAUCAAGGAGAUUAUCAUUGGGUUUGGGGUCAGCACAGAGAUUGCCAUCUUGGGUGUUUCGCUUUUCGUCCUUGGUUUCGCUGUUGGGCCGGUACUAUGGGCGCCUCUCAGCGAGUUCUACGGUCGCCAGAUUCUCUUCUUCCUCACCUACAUGGCCUUGACAGCAUUCAAUGCUGGCGCUGCUGGCGCUCAGAAUAUCCAGACCCUCGUCAUCCUCCGAUUCUUUGGCGGUACCUUUGGUGCUUCGCCCUUGACCAACUCGGGUGGUGUUAUUGCUGACAUGUUUAAUGCCAAGGAGCGUGGUAUUGCCUCUAGUGUCUUCGCCAUGGCUCCCUUCUUGGGUCCCUCCAUCGGCCCUAUCGUUGGUGGCUUCUUGGGACAAGCCAAGGGCUGGCGCUGGGUCGAAGGUGUCAUGGCCAUCUUUACCGGCGUCCUCUGGAUCGCCUGCUCCCUCACUGUCCCCGAGACAUACGCUCCCGUUAUCCUCCGUCGCCGUGCGAAGAACCUUAGCAAGGAAACCGGCAAGCUCUACGUCUCCCGCCUCGACCUGCAGACUCGCCACCAAACCGUUGGACAACAAAUCAAGAUCUCGCUCCUUCGCCCCUGGAUCUUGCUCUUCACCGAGCCCAUCGUUCUUCUCACCUCGCUCUACAUGGCCAUCGUCUAUGGCACCCUCUACCUCAUGUUCGCCGCCUUCCCUAUCGUUUUCCAGCAGAUCCGCGGUUGGAGCCCUGGCAUUGGCGGCCUUGCCUUCGUCGGCGUUGCCGUCGGCAUGAUGCUCGCAGUUGGCUACUCCAUGUAUGACAACAAGCGCUACUCGCGUGUCGCCGACAAGCAUGGCGGCAUGGCGCCCCCCGAGGCCCGUUUGCCCCUCGCCAUCGUCGGCUCCAUCUUCCUUCCCGUCGGCCUCUUCUGGUUCGCGUGGACCAACGGCCCCGAAGUGCACUGGGUGGUGCCCAUUAUCGCGUCUGGCUUCUUCGCCGGCGGCCUGGUCAUGGUCUUCCUCAGUCUCAUGGGCUACCUGAUCGACUCGUACACCAUCUUUGCCGCCUCUGUGCUGGCCGCCAACUCGGUCCUCCGCUCACUUUUCGGCGCCGCUUUCCCCCUCUUCACCACCUACAUGUAUGCCGACCUUGGUAUUCACUGGGCUUCGACCAUCCCUGCCUUCCUCGCGCUCGCUUGCGUGCCGUUCCCCUUCUUCUUCUGGAAGUACGGCCACUUGGUCAGAAUGAAGUGCAAGUAUGCUGCUGAGGCGGCGCAGGCGCUCGCAAAGAUGCUGGCAGCUGCCAAGGCGAGACAGGAGCAGCAGGAAGGCAGGAGCGGAGCUGCUAUACAUCAGCAGCCGCAGGUUGCUGUCCCUGCCGGUGUCGCGGAGGAGAACGAGGAGGUAUUGGAGACAAAGGAGGCUUAUUCCAACAUGCCUACGGUUUCGGCCGUGAGUGAUGAUGAGAGGACAAUGCACGGGUCGGGGAACACGACGGAGCUGGAGGAGGAGAAGGUUAGACGAGGGUAUGAGUGAAGGGGUUUGACUUUUUGGUUAUCUGGUCCUUACAUCUUAUCUUCAUACAUUCACUUUUUCGCAUAUUGUUUGCGUUUGGACAUACCAUUUGGGUCUUGGAUGGAUGACAUGGUUCAUUGCAUGCAUGGCGAAACAUCGUUUGACGACACUUUUUAUCUUGGGUUUUUGACACUUUCUUUUUGGUUCUUUUUCCUGGAUACGAUACCAAACCUGGCCAGACAGCCAGCGGAACAUGAACACAUAGAUGGUCAGUGGGUUAUAGAUGGGGAAAGGUGGUUGAUGAGCCCAAAAUUGGCGAUAGACAUUAAAAUCUGGUGAAUAUACCCACUUUACACAAUCCAUAUUCUCGC
Neurospora crassa OR74A is the source of this 2739-nucleotide messenger RNA. Its product is annotated as MFS multidrug transporter. Gene Ontology annotation, molecular function: transmembrane transporter activity. The record is from RefSeq and is a predicted model, not a curated record. The transcript has 2 exons. NCBI's taxonomy places the organism in Eukaryota, Fungi, Ascomycota, Sordariomycetes, Sordariales, Sordariaceae. Gene Ontology annotation, biological process: transmembrane transport. The coding region runs from base 560 to 2389 and encodes 609 amino acids.